GCGGAAGAGGCCAAGGGGGCAUUCCCCAAGGCCACAAAUUUCCAGAAGCCGGAGAAGCCCCACGCUCGCUCGCCUCCGCCUUUCUAUCCCUCCUCCAAAUUUCCUCUACCACCCAUAAAAAUCCUCCAAAGGAUCCACCUUUCGGGAAUUCUUUAUCUUGUGCUUGGCCUUCUGAGGCCAGGGAUUCGCGGAAAUUCCCCUCGACCUUCAUCUCUAGCUCCCGGAAUUGGGGUAUCCGUCAAAGAUGGUGGAGCUCUCCCUCAUGGCCUCCGCCGCCUUGUGUCCGACAAAUUUUUGUCAGGAGAAGGGCCUCUGUAGGGCUUCCAAGGAGUUUCAAGCUUUAUUGCCACUUCAAGGCAAAAGACCAGAAAUAUGGAAACCUGGUUCAUUACAGCUCAGUGCACAAAAUUUUGAAAAUAUGGGGCAAUCCAUGCAUCUUUUGCCAGAGUGCAGUAAGUCAGUUUUGCCAGAUCAGAUGGUUAAACAUCCUGUGCUAACCAAUGUGCAAGAUUCUCGCCCUGACUCAGUGCUUUUCAGUUUUGGGAUCGCGGAACAGUGCAUAAAACAUGAGAAGAUCCUGAAGUUUCUUAGGUCUGGAUCCAAGAUAGCUGAAGGAGGAAAUCUGAAUAUUUCUUUACUGUCCGACCUUAUGGGACUUCACACUGUUGAAUUGUGGCCUCAGCCAUAUGUUCCCAAGCAUGAUAAAUUCUGCCUCUAUGAGAUUGGGAUGGAUGAUUCCCAGCAUUUGCUACUCCAUCAAAGGCAGUUUUGUGCUUCUGAGCCUCUUUUGGAUUUUGUUCAGAACUUGUCCCAUACUUCAUUUAUUACAGUAAAUUCAGAUGGCCAGGUUUUGUUCACGGGCAGUGGAUCUGAGAUGAAGAAUCUACUCUCAAUCGCUGCAGAGUUUAAUAUAUCAAAAAGAUCCACUAAUCAUGACAGGAAAUCAGUGCUAGUUCCAUACUUUACUAGGAAGGGCCGUGGACAUGCACGACCAAACAACCAAGUGUCUUCUUUGAAGUUGCAAACAGGAACGGUGGCUCCUUUAAAGAGCCCUGAAAAUGUCAAGCUGAAACCAUUGCCAAAUAAGAAACAAAACAGAAAAGCAGGCAAAGAGCGGGAUCUUUACCAUAAGAACUAUUUGCAUGCCUGUGAAGGCCUCCUGUCUGUGAUUCUAGACAAGAAGGGCAAGACAGCAAGCAUCUCACUGAAGAAAUCAGGCCCUGAGAUUAUCCAACUCCUUAACCAUUUCUCUGCUGGGAUUGCUGGAAUGGGCCUUGCGGUUCUCCUAUCUGUUGCAUGCAAAAUGGCUAAUGGGAGGGUAACAUUCAGCACUGGCAAGUUGCUGAAUACCAGCUUUGGUUUUGGAUUGUUCUGGCUCUCAUGGGCAGUAAACAGAUUGCGAGAUACAGUCAUUUAUCUCAGUAAGAACUCAAGCAAGCUAAAGCUCAAGGAGGAAGAGAUAGUGGGCAAGGUCGAGAGAAGCAUGAGGGAGAUUCUCUUCACAGCUGCAGCAUUGAUGGCAGUGGCAGUAUUAAGAUUUGCAUAAAAGGAAACUUCCUAUGGACUUUCUUCCCACUCCUUCCAAUUCCUAGCUUGUGAGAUAAAUCUAAACUUUAUUCUGGUUCAAAUGGAUAUCAGGAGUGUAGUUGUGUAAGAUAAUUUUGUAGUCUAAUAUCUUGUAAAAAAUAAAAACCUUUGUAAAUGGAAGCAGAACUGCUUCCAGGGCUUACUGCUUCUUGUAUUGGCUGUUAAAAAUUAUUAUCCUCAUCUUUUUGCACAAUGGUCAUUGAACUUUAAUUGUGUCAA
Phoenix dactylifera (date palm) is the source of this 1806-nucleotide messenger RNA. RefSeq lists its product as uncharacterized. The record is from RefSeq and is a predicted model, not a curated record. Lineage: Eukaryota; Viridiplantae; Streptophyta; Magnoliopsida; Arecales; Arecaceae.